Heterostelium album PN500 is the source of this 723-nucleotide messenger RNA. Its product is annotated as protein disulfide isomerase family protein. Gene Ontology annotation, molecular function: protein-disulfide reductase activity; protein disulfide isomerase activity. Lineage: Eukaryota; Evosea; Eumycetozoa; Acytosteliales; Acytosteliaceae. Gene Ontology annotation, cellular component: endoplasmic reticulum lumen. The record is from RefSeq and is a predicted model, not a curated record. Bases 1 to 723 code for a protein of 240 amino acids. The transcript is spliced from 3 exons. Gene Ontology annotation, biological process: response to endoplasmic reticulum stress.
AUGGGAUAUAAAUUAAUAUUAACUUUGGUGUUGGUUAUUACUAUUCUCUCGAUUCAUAUAUCUGCCCAUGACUCUGCAACAGCUCCAGUCAUCCAUGAUUUACAAAGUAAUAAUAUCGACCAAUAUUUAAGUAAAGGUAUUUGGAUGUUAUGUUUCUAUGCGCCAUGGUGUAAACACAGCAAAGCAUUCGAGCCAAUUUUCAACGAACUAGCUACUCUUCUCAAAGGUCACAUUAAUUUCGCUAGAGUAGAUUGUAUAUCCGACCCAGCUAUGCUACAUAGAUUCGGUGUAGUCGCAUACCCAACCAUUAAAUUAUUAUUUGAUGGAAAGCUAUAUGAAUAUGGUGGAGAAAGAACCAUUCCAGCUGUGAUUCAUUUCUUGCAAUAUGGUUAUCAGCAAGUAACUCCAGUUGAUUUCCCAAAUCUAAUUACUCCAGAUUUGACUCCCGAGCAAAGAAUUAUGAACGCACCAAAUGAACCACACGAUCACCAUGAGGAUGAGAAGCCAAAGCCACCAAAAGCACCAGAAGCUCCACAAAACAACCCACCAAGCAGCAAUAACAACUAUAACAUUCCAAAGAGUAUGGGACAAAGUUGGAUUGAUCCAUCUGAUUGGAAGGAUUCUAAAUUAUUAUAUUGUGUACUCGGAGGUAUGGUUACAGCAUGUGGAUUAAUGAUCAAGAAGAGAUUGACAAAGAAAUCAAAGUUUAUGAAGAUUGCCUAA